Molecule: messenger RNA, 1011 nt
Organism: Botrytis byssoidea
Lineage: Eukaryota; Fungi; Ascomycota; Leotiomycetes; Helotiales; Sclerotiniaceae
Exons: 1
Coding region: 1-1011 (336 amino acids)
Source: RefSeq, a predicted model, not a curated record
AUGCGUCCAAUCCUACUUUCCUUAUUGGCGUCUUCAACAGCUAUCGCCUCUGCCUAUCAACCUCUGAUGUCAGAUGGAUGUAUACAAGGAAAUUUCCAUGAUCUUGUAAUCAGGAACACCUGUGGAGAUGAUUUAUCAAUUGUCAAAUGCCUUGCAGAAGAUGUCGAUUUAAGGCACUUGGAUCAAAUUGAACAAUGCUUCAUAGCUGGUGGAUGCGAUGCGAUCGAUUCUACUGUGUCAGCAGUAUGGUUUUCAUACGAAUGUAAUGAUCGUCAAGGACCGGUUGAAGAGUUUGCAAAAGAGGAUCUAAGAAAGAGAGCCACCGAGACUAGUUCAACUUCUGAAAGUACGACGGAAUCCACUACGACAACGGCUUCAUCCUCGAGUACAACCGCUGCCACAACCACAACCUCCGCAUCUACAACCGCAUCUACAACUGCUUCGACUUCAGCCUCUUCGAGCUCUGCAGCUUCGUCCACGACUGCUACAACCGCAAGUGCCACUACCUCUACCACCGCAAGCACAACUUCUUCCUCGACAUCCGGUACGACUACUAGCGCGACAAGUAGUGGAACCGGAACUUCUUCAAGCACACUAGUCUGUUCUACAACCUCAUAUUAUUCCACAAGUGUAUGCUCCUAUGGUACAGGUGCAUCCACUGGUGUUACCCUUGGAUGUGUCACUACCUCAGCCUCAUCUUCAACUUGUGCGGCAGGAGUACUUUGUACAACUGUAGCAUCUGGAGAAGAUGUCUGUAUGAAAAUUGACAAUACACUUACAUCAUCUGGCUUAGCAGUUACAAUUUUUUUCGCAGUUUCAAUUAGUGCUUUCGUUAUUGGACUUAUAGUAAUUGGAUGCAAAGAUCUUCAAGCCGCCACCAACUUCGAGCGGCUCGUUUGGCACAAUUGGAUGCAGAAAGCAAAGAGGCAAUGCAAGCAUAUAACCAAAAGAGAUCCAAAUCGGUCCGACAACCAGAUGCUUUUGGACAUUCUGAGGCUGAUUUACCUUUGA